This is a messenger RNA of Racocetra persica, 484 nucleotides long. Lineage: Eukaryota; Fungi; Glomeromycota; Glomeromycetes; Diversisporales; Gigasporaceae. The record is from the annotation of a GenBank genome assembly.
AUGGAUCCUAAUCAAAAACAUCUUAUAGAAGUUAUCCUAGUUGAAUGGAAGACUUACCUUGAUGCUCGCAAAACCUACAAGGAGAAAAUACUUAGAAAUAAUUAUAAUGGUUCUUUAGAAAAUAUUUUGAAAGAAUUUAAUAGUCUGGUAAACAGACUAUCUGAUAGUGAUUUGAAGCAAUUUAUCCUGUUUACUUCAAAGCAAGAUAUUGUUGUUUUCUGUGACUUUAUGAUAGAAGAAAUCACGACCCUACCUGAAAAUGAAUUGGGUACAUUUAAGGGAUUCAUCAUAGAAAGACAUAGUAAAUAUCUUGGUUCAUUGGUAGAUAUGUGCCACAAUUUACCUGAAAAUGUAAAGAAAUAUAUUAAUACGGAGAGAUCUCUAUAUAAGAAAAAUUUAUAUCAUGAUUCACAGUUUGAUGUUAGCAAUUUUAAAGAAAUAAAUGAAACUUAUAGUAGUUUAAUUAGUACUUUAGAUGAUGAUA